Acanthopagrus latus (yellowfin seabream) is the source of this 3812-nucleotide messenger RNA. RefSeq names its product B-cadherin-like. Gene Ontology annotation, cellular component: adherens junction; catenin complex; cytoplasm. Gene Ontology annotation, biological process: cell-cell junction assembly; multicellular organism development; cell morphogenesis. The transcript is spliced from 18 exons. Gene Ontology annotation, molecular function: calcium ion binding; cadherin binding. Lineage: Eukaryota; Metazoa; Chordata; Actinopteri; Spariformes; Sparidae. Bases 293 to 3007 code for a protein of 904 amino acids. The record is from RefSeq and is a predicted model, not a curated record.
UUAAUGUUGUGAAGCAUGAGAAGGAAGUAAAACUACUGCUGGUGUCUGUCGGGCGGGUUUCAGCCUAUAUGGUCAACGGAACACGGAAAUCGCGCACCUGUGAGCUGACGUCAUUGACUGAAAGUACCUGCAGUGACUCGUCCGGCUGAGCUCAUUCAGUUAACAGAAAGUACUUUCAAGAGACAAGACGAGGAAGACACGACGAAAGUUCGCGAGGGAAUAGCUAUUUAAAUAGUUCCUUUUUCAGAGUUUUUUCACUUCCACAGCAGGAAUAUUGAGGACGUUCACACAGAUGGGGACCGCUCGGUUCAAGCUUUGGGCAGUUUUAAUCGUCGUCGUUCAGACCUCAACUUUAGCAACUGCUGAGGAGCCAACAUGUGUACCUGGAUUCAAGUCAAAUAUGGCACUAUUCAGAGUGGCCAAAAAACACCUGAGGGAAAACAUGACACUGGGCAAAGUCGAUUUCACCGACUGCACAGACCACACAAGACUUCUUUUCAGCAGUGAUGACAGCCGUUUCAGCGUACGGACAGACGGUACAUUGAUGGUAAUUAGACCGGUUUUUCUUCAUGAAGGACAACAAGAAUUCUCCGUCCACUCCUGGGACUCACAAGGUUCCAAAAGGACUCUUACUGUCAGGGUACUGCACCAUGUCGAUAAGCAUUUCAACCACCACCAAAAUGUUGAGCAUCAACAUGGACAAAACAAACACCAAAACCAUCAAUACCACCUUACUGAAGAGGACCUUGCAAAUAAUGACGUGAGUGCAACCCAUGAUGUGCCCACACUGCAUUUUCCCAAGUCUGGUGAGGGGCUGAGGCGGAGGAAGAGGGAAUGGGUUAUUCCAGUCAUCAGUCGUUCUGAGAAUGACAGAGGACCCUUCCCUCUCAAAAUAUCUCAAAUCCGUUCUAAUGAAGAUAAAAUAAAGAAGAUCUACUACAGCAUCACUGGUCCAGGAGCUGACCAGGAGCCUUUCGGUCUUUUUACCAUGGACAGAGACAAUGGUAAUCUGUAUCUUAAUCAACCACUGGACAGAGAGAAACAAGCCAAGUAUGUGUUUCAAGCUCACGCUGUGGCAGAUGGUUCCGGAAACGCUGAGACUCCCAUGGAAGUUAUAGUCCAUGUAAUUGACCAGAAUGACAACAGCCCUGUUUUCACCAAUUCAACAUACCUGGGAGAAGUUGCUGAAGCCUCACCAAAAGGUUUUGAGGUGAUAAAGGUCCUGGCUACAGAUGCUGAUGAGCCAGGUAAUCAUAACUCCGAUAUCCGCUACCGUAUUCUAAGUCAGGACCCAGAGCUGCCCAGUGACCAGCUGUUUGAAAUCCAACCACAAACUGGAGCCAUCAGGGUCAAUAUUGGUGGGCUAGACAGAGAGAAAUACCCUAAAUAUACUUUGGAGGUUCUAGCAGCAGACAUGGGCGGAGAAGGGUUGUCUGGAAAAGCGAAAGUAAUCCUUACAGUCACCGAUAGCAAUGACAAUGCUCCAACCUUCACCCAGCGCUCCUAUGAGGCAACAGUUGCAGAAAAUAAAGUGGACACUCAGAUCAUCACGAUGUCGGUACAAGAUGGCGAUGACCCACACACUCCAGCCUGGAACGCAAAGUUCAGGAUUGUCGAUGGUGAUCCUGGAGGACAUUUCACCGUGAAAACUGGGAUUAACAAACAGGAAGGAAUCAUUUCUACUGCCAAGGGUCUUGACUUUGAGAAGAACAGCAAGUAUACUCUGUUGGUUGCAGUGGAGAAUGAGGUCCCAUUUGCUGUUCUCUUGCCCACUGCCACCGCCACAGUGGUGGUGAAUGUGCAAGACGUCAAUGAAGCUCCGGUCUUUGAUCCAACUGAGAAGCUUGUGUCGAAACGGGAGGACCUUGCUGUCGACAGUGAUGUAGUGCAGUACACUGCUUAUGAUCCAGACACUGCACGUAAACAGAAAGUCAUGUAUAGAAUCAUUAGAGACCCUGCUGGCUGGCUUAAUGUGGGAAAAGAAACGGGCCUGAUCAAGGUGAAAAGUCUGAUGGACAGAGAGUCCUCCUUUGUCAAGGACAACAAAUACACAGCACUAAUUGGUGCAUAUGACAAUGAUGAAGUCCCAGCCACAGGGACUGGUACUCUCGUGAUACAGCUUGAAGAUGUCAAUGACAACGCACCCACCAUUGAGGAACGUCAAAUCAAGGUGUGUAACAAGGAUCCGGCACCUCAGGUGCUGCCAGUAACAGAUAAAGACGGACCAAUCUUUGCUGCUCCAUACAGCGUCUCCUUACAGGGCAUGUCGAGGAACAACUGGACGGCUAGGAUGAACGAGACUAAAACUGGUGUCAUCCUGAAUUUAGCCACUGAGCUGGAAAGUGGAUUCUACACUGUGGUCCUGAGAGUUGCUGACGCCGCGGGCCUCGAGCAGGACAGCACCGUCCAGGCCGAAGUGUGCGACUGCAAAGGGGAAGAAGUGGUCUGCAUGAUACGUGUGGCAGGUGGCGAACUGCCCAUGGUCCUGGGAAUACUGGGAGCAAUCCUUCUGUUACUCAUGGUGGUGUUGUUGCUGCUGCUGUUCGCGAGACGGAGAAAAGGAGAGAAGAAGGAGCCUCUACUGCAGGAUGAUGACAUCAGAGACAACAUCUAUUACUAUGAUGAAGAGGGAGGUGGAGAGGAUGAUCAGGACUAUGAUCUGAGUGUUCUCCAUCGUGGUCUGGAUAACCGCCCUGAGGUGUUCAGGAACGAUGUGGUGCCAAACUUCAUGCCAGCUCCUCAGUACCGUCCUCGCCCUGCCAAUCCGGAGGAAAUUGGCAACUUCAUUGAUGAUAAUCUCAAGGCAGCUGACAAUGACCCGACAGCGCCCCCCUACGACUCGCUGCUGGUGUUUGACUAUGAAGGAGGGGGCUCUGAUGCAGGAAGCCUCUCCUCUCUGAAUUCCUCAAGCAGCGGAGACCAGGACUACGACUGCCUCAAUCAGUGGGGACCCCGCUUCAAGAAACUGGCAGACAUGUAUGGAGGAGGAGAAGAUGACAUGCUGUAAAUGUACCAAAGAACAAACAAUAGGGAUGAGUGGAUGCACUAUGGCUGUGUAUAAGUUUUGACUGAUAUAAGCAUUAAGUGAAAAAUCAAUGUAUCUGUAGGAAACUGCUGUUAGCCAGACACCAGUAAGCCCACAGAUGUUUGUUUUUCCUGUAUGUAGUUUAUACCUUUCAGUCCAGUUCUAUGAGCAGUUAACAGCCACCGCUCUGAAGCGUGUAUACACACACACACACACACACACACACACACACACACAUGCAUAUAUAUAUUAGUUACCUGUUUUGAAUGACUAAACUCUGCCUGCUUGUCUUUUAGAUCCCUGUUUGACUUCUAGGCAAAAGAAUAAUUAUGCCUUUUGGUUAUUUUCUGCUCAUUUUGUUCUGGUGCCACAAGAUAUGUCUCAAUGUUGAUUUUUGAUCUGUGCAGGUAGUUAGGCCCUUCUUGAGAGUACUGGGUGACACUGGAUAUGCACACAGAUACUUGCAAUUGGACUGGUAACAGUCAUUUUUGGCAUUGUAUGGUACAUUCACUUUUCCUUUUUUUUCUUUUAUACUACUGCAUCAGUAAAAUUGCUUUGUGUCUGUUUAAAAUGACAAUUGAUCAUGGUGAACUCCAGGUAGCCAGCCACACUGAGGAUAUGGUCAGUGACUGUCAAGUAUCAAUCAAUGCUUUUUUAAAAAACAAACAAAAAACUGUCUGUUCAGUCAAUCUUCAAAAUACUUUUUUGCAGUUGCUGCCAAAGGUAAAUUUAAUGUUUUGUGGAUUUUGAUUUUUUUUUUUUUUAUAAAGAUAUCCUAAUACAAUGA